AUGACCGAGUCGUAUGUGUUCAAAAAAUCUGUUACAAAACGUAUGCUGGAAACGGCGACAGUUCUCGGUGCUCGUGGUACUUCCGCAAGCGCUUCCGAAGUGAAACAUAAAUGGGGAAUCUAUACUCAAACAUUCCUAGAUGUAACGCCUUAUUUGGGCAAAGCCGUUUGGCGAAUUCCGAGAGAUCUAUGUGAACAAAUGUCGAUAAAGUAUCCUACCUUUGUACUGGGAAUUAUGCAAGAGGUGAAUUUAGAGGAUCUAACGGCGUUGUAUAUUGUUACUGAAGUUCAAGAUAGCGGUGAACUUCUAGAAAAGAUACAGCAUCCAUCCCUGGUGGAUUUGUGGCCAAUUAAGUAUUUCUCAGAUGAUACUAAUAUUCGAGAUGAGGAAUUUAGUUCUGGCUUAGCAAAUUGCUUGGAUCAAAUGAGGUUCUUUUAUCAACAUCUAUGGAUGCCAUGGGAUAGAGACGAGAAUUGUAAUGAUUGGGUUGAUAAGCAUUUGGAGAGCAGAAUAAAAUUUUACAACGAUUUAGAAACUAAAGCUAUAUCCAAACGAUUGUCGUCGCAUAUUGUAACUUUGUUAGACGAAGCAAAGUACCUUCAGAGUCAGCGAAGGCGAUUGGAAAGGGAUCUCCGACAAGGAGCACAAGUUGAGGAAUUCACGGAUAGUUCUUGUUUGCCGUUCCUGUCAACGAUGAGCGUUUUGUUAGAGAUUCAUUUGCGAUUAUAUUCAAUAAAAAACGACAUGGCCUUUCUGGAGAAUCGGUUAAAACGCUCCAGCUUCGAAAAAAAAAUUUUUUCGGAAGACAUCCAAGGUUUUGCAGGUCACGUCAUAGCAGAAGUGAAAAAUUUGGCUGUCACACCAGUAGGAACAGUGCAAGAACAAAUCGAUUAUCUUGAAAGAGUACAGGAGCUGGUCUAUGAGAUGCCUAUUCGGAGUUACGACUCAUUGCAGACAGCACUGGAAAGAUGCGAAAUAAACGAUAAAAUCUACUUGCCAAAUGGGGAACAUCCUAUCAAAUUUUCGGGUUAUCUCGGCUAUGGGUCGAUCACGGCGGUGAAUUCGAUGGAGUUUGCUACUACCAAGUUCACGUCACACGCUAUAUUAACUGAGUCGGCAAAAGAAAUAUCUGUAGUGAGCUCUAGAGACGACGCGAGCGUAGUGCUGACGAUUGAUGGAGACUACUGUAUUGAGAAUAUUUUUCUAAAUUGUGCCAAUGCAGAAGUAGGGGUUAACAACUAUAUUUACAUUCUCAAAAUUGAGAUUUUCCUCUACCAGCGUUGUAUCAGUUAG
Sabethes cyaneus is the source of this 1293-nucleotide messenger RNA. RefSeq names its product protein nessun dorma-like. The record is from RefSeq and is a predicted model, not a curated record. The transcript has 3 exons. NCBI's taxonomy places the organism in Eukaryota, Metazoa, Arthropoda, Insecta, Diptera, Culicidae. The coding region runs from base 1 to 1293 and encodes 430 amino acids. Gene Ontology annotation, biological process: male meiosis cytokinesis; spermatogenesis.